Messenger RNA from Euleptes europaea (tarantolino), 1947 nucleotides. RefSeq names its product zinc finger protein 883-like. Gene Ontology annotation, biological process: regulation of transcription by RNA polymerase II. Gene Ontology annotation, molecular function: DNA-binding transcription activator activity, RNA polymerase II-specific; RNA polymerase II cis-regulatory region sequence-specific DNA binding. The coding region runs from base 1 to 1947 and encodes 648 amino acids. The record is from RefSeq and is a predicted model, not a curated record. Gene Ontology annotation, cellular component: nucleus. The transcript has 6 exons. NCBI's taxonomy places the organism in Eukaryota, Metazoa, Chordata, Lepidosauria, Squamata, Sphaerodactylidae.
AUGGAAGCUAAGUUCUGUGAGAUGGAAAGGGCUCUGUCGGAGGAAGGGCAGCAAGUCCGAGCCCAGGAGUGUGCCCAAGAUGCCCUCUCAUGUGGCAGUGAAGAGACAGUGUUGAUCAAUUCACUUUGUGGAGGUGUGGAGACAGCUCCUGCUCUUCAAGUCCAGUUUGAGGAGGUGGCCGUGUAUUUCACUGAUGCAGAGUGGGCCCUGCUGGAUCCAAACCAAAGAGAUCUCUACAAGGAAGUCAUGCUGGAGAACUACGGGAGUGUGGCCCAGGAAAAAGCCAGUGAAAUGUUUUGCAUGUGGAUGAUCAGACCUCCUUCCGUGGAUGCUAAUGGAAUCUGUCUUUACAUUCCAGCAAGAAAUGAUCAGUGGGAUGAGGGUGAUGAGGAAGUGCAUCAGCUAUUGCCAGGUAAAGUGAAGAAUGAAUAUUUGAAAGAAAACUUCAAGAAUCAAGGCAGACAGAAGAGGCAGAAAGGAAGUCACAUGGUCGAGAAGAGGGAUAAACCCAUUCCUGGGCAAGAGCAGGAUUUCCAUGAACUAAUCCACAAGCUGGAGGUGGCAUGCAAAGCAGAGCUCCUUAGACAUCAAAGAACACAUAAACCUUAUAGCUGCUCAGACUGUGGCAAGAGCUUCUCACAGAAAGCAGACCUUUUUCAACACCAAAGAACUCAUUCAGGAGAGAAGCCAUUUAUCUGCAUGGAGAAUGGAAGGGUAUGCAGAUCACACCUCCUUGUGCACCAAAGAGUACACACAGGAGAGAAACCUUUUGAAUACUCAGAGUGUGGAAGGAGAUUCAUACGCAGUGGCAAUCUUCAGAAGCAUUUAAGAACCCACACAGGGGAGAAACCUUUUGAAUGCUCAGAGUGUGGAAAGAGAUUCAGUCAGAGUAGCACUCUUAAAGAGCAUCAAAUAACACACACAGGGGAGAAACCUUUUGAAUGCUCAGAGUGUGGAAAGAGAUUCACAUACAGUAGUAAUCUUCAAAUGCAUUUAAGAACCCAUACAGGGGAGAAACCUUUUGAAUGCUCAGAGUGUGGAAAGAGAUUCACAUACAGUAGUAAUCUUCAAAGGCAUUUAAGAACCCACACAGGAGAGAGACCUUUUGAAUGCUCAGAGUGUGGAAAGAAAUUUAAUCAGAGUGGCAGUCUUAAACAGCAUCAAAGAAUGCACACUGGGAAGAAACCUUUUGAAUGCCCAGAGUGUGGAAAGAGAUUCACACGCAGUGGCAUUCUUAAAGCGCAUCAAAGAACACACACAGGGGAGAAACCUUUUGAAUGCUCAGAGUGUGGAAAGAUAUUCACAUACAGUAGUAAUCUUCAUAGGCAUCUAAUAACUCACACAGGAGAGAAACCCUUUGAAUGCUCAGAGUGUGGAAAGAAAUUUAAUCAGAGUGGCAGUCUUAAACAGCAUCAAAGAAUCCACACUGGGAAGAAACCUUUUGAAUGCUCAGAGUGUGAAAAGAGAUUCAGACGCAGUUGCGAUCUUCAAAAGCACUUAAGAUCCCACACAGGGGAGACACCUUUUGAAUGCUCAGAGUGUGGAAAGAGAUUCAGACACAGUGGCGAUCUUAAAACACAUAAAAGAACCCACACAGGGGAGAAACCUUUUGAAUGCUCAGAGUGUGGAAAGAGAUUCAGUCUGAGUGGCAAUCUUAAAGAGCAUCAAAGAACACACACAGGGGAAAAACCUUUUGAAUGCUCAGAGUGUGGAAAGAUAUUCACAUACAGUAGUAAUCUUCAAAUGCAUUUAAGAACCCACACAGGGGAGAAACCUUUUGAAUGCUCCGAGUGUGGAAAGAGAUUCACACGCAGUGGCAUUCUUAAAGAGCAUCAAAGAACACACACAGGGGAGAAACCUUUUGAAUGCUCAGAGUGUGGAAAGAGAUUCACACGCAGUGCCACUCUUCAAAAGCACUUAAGAACCCACACAGUGUCAGUCUUUUAA